ACAGAGAGAAUACUAAUGGACCUGCCGUUGCACAGCGCAGCGCAACUUUGAACUGUGAACAUUUGGAAACAAGUGAUGCAUAAUAGCGUUGCUCUUUUCUUCUUCUACACGUGCACUUUUCACUUAACUGUACGGCACAACGAGAAUCUUAAAGUGGGCAUAAUCUAUCCCUAUAAAUAGUGUUUGUAUGUUUUGUCCACACAUUCCGCAACCUCAGUAUCUCCACUCAAAAACGAAUCAGACCAAGAUUAGUUGUAGCAAUCCCUCUCUGCGCCCCCGUACAUUGGAGGUUGUGUUAUUAUUAGGUUACAUACCUAUUCCCGGGUUUUAUCAAGCAUGUUAAAAAUGACAGCUGUGUAGACCCGGAGCUCCCUGCCUGCGUUUUCGCUGCGAUGAUGACCAACGGUGACUGGGGGCACUGGGCAUCAAAACAGCUGUGCAGUUGCUAACCAAUGACAAUCGGAAGAAUCCUCUCGGAGUAUAGAUUCCCAAGCGGCCGUAUUCAAACACAACCUACACAUUAUCAAACCAUCGCAGUUGCAACGCAAUGCCUGUCUGAACACUUGGUUUCCCGUGAGCGAGGAGAUGCGUACAAAGCCGUGUGCCUGUAGGUCAACUUAACGAGGCUUUUGGAGUAACUUGUGGAAUUUUAGACUUGCACGCAUAACGAUGCCUUAUCUGACUAAAUCGCUAUUUUUAUUCUUCUGUCUGGUGGUUACCGGGGAAUGCCGUAAUCACGGACACCGAGUACGGAGAUGGACGGGUACCGUGGAGACGGCAAAGCAUGGCACAGAGACAGCAAAUCAUGGCACCUCCUUGACAAAGAAGCCUCCGGAUGUGACCAAAAAUCGCAAGCUGAAGACAGAGCAGCUUCUGAAAGUAGAUGAUCAUGAUUUCACCAUGAGGCCAGCAUUCGGAGGCCCGGCUAUUCCUGUUGGAGUGGACGUACAAGUGGAAAGCUUGGACAGCAUCUCAGAAGUAGACAUGGACUUCACCAUGACUCUGUACCUGAGACACUAUUGGAAGGAUGAGCGUCUGACCUUCACCAGCUCCACCAAUAAGAGCAUGACAUUUGACGGGCGUCUGGUGAAGAAGAUCUGGGUGCCAGAUGUGUUCUUUGUCCACUCCAAGAGAUCCUUCAUCCACGACACCACCACAGACAACAUCAUGCUCAGGGUCUUUCCCGACGGACACGUCCUCUACAGCCUGAGGGUGACAGUGACCGCAGCCUGUAACAUGGACUUCAGCCGCUUUCCUCUGGACACCCAGACCUGCUCACUGGAGCUGGAGAGCUAUGCCUAUACGGAUGAGGAUCUGAUGCUGUACUGGAAGAGUGGGGAUGAGUCCUUGAGUACGGAUGACCGUAUCUCCCUUUCUCAGUUCCUCAUCCAGAAGUUCCACACCACCUCUCACCUGGCGUUCUACAGCAGCACAGGCUGGUACAAUCGUCUGUACAUCAACUUCACCCUGCGGAGACACAUCUUCUUCUUCCUGCUUCAGACCUACUUCCCUGCCACCCUCAUGGUCAUGCUGUCCUGGGUGUCCUUCUGGAUCGACCGCAGGGCCGUCCCAGCCCGCGUCUCCCUGGGUAUCACCACAGUGCUCACCAUGUCCACCAUCAUUACUGGAGUGAACGCCUCCAUGCCCAGAGUGUCCUACAUCAAGGCUGUGGACAUCUACCUGUGGGUCAGCUUUGUGUUUGUCUUCCUAUCCGUGCUGGAGUACGCUGCCGUCAACUACCUGUCCACCGUGCAGGACCGCAGGGAACGUAAGAUGAGAGACGAGAUAAGAGAAAGGGCCAGGUCACAGUCGCUGCCCUGCACCUGUGGCAUGUCCCAGACCAGGACCAUGAUAUUAGACGGGAACUACAGCGAGGCGGACACCAACAGCCUGGCCGGCUACACCUCGGGAACUAUGGUGUCCGAGGAGGAUGCGGAGAUGCCACAUGAGGUGAUGAACGAGAAGCAGACUCCUGGGGAGCACAUGGUGGUCCACCUGUCUGUCAGUAGCGAGUCCACAACCACCAAGAAGAAAGGUAUCCGGGCCCUCAAAAUUAUCCAGAAUACACAUGCCAUCGACAAGUACUCCAGGAUGUUAUUCCCUGGCUCCUAUAUCCUAUUCAACUUCAUCUACUGGUGUUCAUACUGUAUAGGAGCGUAGGGUCUACUGUAUAGGUGCAGUAUGGGCCCUGGUCAAAAGUAAUGCACUAUGUAUUGAAUAGGGUGCCAUUUUGGGACACAGACUAUGUUUAUCAUACGACUGUGUUUAACACACUCGCCAUGGACAAGAGAAAGGCUAAGAGAGACUGCUAUAUGGGUUUACAUGGACAUUUUGAUACUAAUGGCCCAUAUUUGGAUGGACUGCUAACUGGUUUGACUUGGGUACUGGCCCAUAUGAGACUGAUCUAUAUGGGUUUAUGUUUAUUAUGUAUAUUAAGGUAAGUGUGACUCACUCACGAAUGACGAGGGAGAUUGCGAAAGUCUGAGAGACGGAGACUGAGUUCUAUGUGGAUAUUUGGCACUGAUGGACAAAGAGAAAAGCCCCAGAGAGCGAGACCGAGACAGUCUUCAUCAUCCCACUGUAGUUUGUGAAUUUCUGUCAAUCGAUUCCACAGGUUGAUUCAUAGUUCUGCAAGUACGCAUCAGCUGUUGUUUAAAAACUCUUUUGUCCAAAUAACUAUCAUUUCAAGUCUUUUGUACUCUGGGCUUGGCAUUUGACAACAGAGGUGGUUCUACAAUGUUGUUAGCUUUUCAUUCAGGUCUAUUUGGCAUUCAGGUCUAAGUACCAGUUCAGUCUGUUGAAACAGCUCAGUGUUUAACAGAGUUGAGUUUAAUGGUUGCGUACAAAAUGGCACCCUAUACUCUUUAUAAUGGACUACUCUGGGCAAAAGUAGUGCACUAUAUAGGAAAUAGGGUGCCAUUUGGGAUGGACAUGAUGCUUUGGAUUAGAGAAUCUGCUACAUACAUAUGUGAAAUGUUAUGAUGCAAUAUACUACAGUGCAAUAUACUACAGUAUAUAUAUAUGUGU
Messenger RNA from Oncorhynchus mykiss (rainbow trout), 3027 nucleotides. Its product is annotated as gamma-aminobutyric acid receptor subunit rho-2-like. NCBI's taxonomy places the organism in Eukaryota, Metazoa, Chordata, Actinopteri, Salmoniformes, Salmonidae. Gene Ontology annotation, cellular component: membrane. Gene Ontology annotation, molecular function: extracellular ligand-gated monoatomic ion channel activity; GABA-A receptor activity. The record is from RefSeq and is a predicted model, not a curated record. Gene Ontology annotation, biological process: monoatomic ion transmembrane transport.